Camellia sinensis is the source of this 2799-nucleotide messenger RNA. RefSeq names its product DNA photolyase family protein (gene UVR3). Gene Ontology annotation, cellular component: nucleus; cytoplasm. The record is from RefSeq and is a predicted model, not a curated record. Gene Ontology annotation, biological process: entrainment of circadian clock by photoperiod; circadian regulation of gene expression. Gene Ontology annotation, molecular function: FAD binding; DNA binding; deoxyribodipyrimidine photo-lyase activity. NCBI's taxonomy places the organism in Eukaryota, Viridiplantae, Streptophyta, Magnoliopsida, Ericales, Theaceae.
CUCAUUCUCCCGGCGCACGUUAGACAUCAUGGGUCUCAUACUCUUCACUACUCAUUUAUGGCGGGAAACACGGUAACGGACCUAACGGUUUAAAAGGUUCCAUUUUUUCUCUCUCUAUCCAUUUUCAAUGCGAUUUUCGCACUCUCUCUCCUUACCUCACUGCUUUCUCCGAUUCUCUACUCUCUCUCCUCUUCCCCACAACCCGUCAAUGGCAUCCGGGUCGAACUCUUUGAUUUGGUUCCGCAAGGGUCUUCGGAUUCACGACAACCCGGCUCUCGAGUACGCCUCCAAUGGAUCCACUUACCUCUACCCUGUGUUCGUGAUCGAUCCGCACUAUAUGGAGCCUGAUCCGACCGCUUUCUCUCCCGGGUCGACCCGUUCCGGCUUGAACCGGAUCCGGUUCUUGCUCGAAAGCUUGGUGGAUCUCGAUUCCAGCCUCCAGAAACUUGGCUCGCGUUUGUUGGUGUUUAAAGGUGAACCCAGCGAGGUUCUGUUUCGCUGCUUGAAGGAGUGGGACAUAAAAAAGCUAUGCUUUGAAUAUGACACAGAGCCAUACUAUCAAGCUUUAGAUAUUAAAGUUAAGAACUAUGCUUCUGCUGCUGGUAUUGAGGUCUUCUCUCCCGUGAGUCAUACAUUGUUCAAUCCUUCAGAUAUCAUACAAAAGAAUGGUGGAAGGCCACCUUUGACUUAUCAAUCAUUCGUGAAGCUUGCUGGGCAGCCCUCUUGGGCAUCAUCUCCCCUCUCAACCAACAUUUCUGGGCUUCCUCCUGUUGGAAAUGUUGGAAAUUGUGAAAUUUCCAAAGUUCCAACACUCCAAGAACUUGGGUAUGAAGACAUUGGACAGGAUGAAUUGACUCCUUUUAGAGGUGGUGAAUCAGAAGCAUUGAAGAGGUUGGAUGGUGCGAUGAAAGACAAGGAGUGGGUGGCGAAGUUUGAGAAACCAAAGGGUGACCCAUCUGCUUUUCAAAAGCCAGCAACAACUGUUUUAUCACCCUACUUGAAAUUUGGUUGUCUCUCUUCAAGGUAUUUCUACCAAUGCAUUCAGGAUGUUCAGAAGAAUGUCAAAAAGCACACGUUACCACCAGUUUCCCUUCUUGGACAGCUGUUAUGGCGGGAUUUUUUCUAUACCGUUGCUUUUGGCACCCCGAACUUUGAUCAAAUGAAAGGUAAUAGAAUAUGCAAACAGAUACCUUGGAAUGUUGAUGAUGGAUUGCUGGCAGCAUGGAGAGAUGCCAGGACUGGAUUCCCAUGGAUUGAUGCUAUCAUGGUUCAGCUUCAGAAGUGGGGUUGGAUGCAUCAUCUUGCACGGCAUUGUGUUGCAUGUUUUUUAACUCGUGGAGAUCUGUUUGUUCAUUGGGAAAAAGGACGUGACGUUUUUGAGAGACUUCUGAUAGAUUCAGAUUGGGCCAUUAAUAAUGGAAAUUGGCUGUGGCUCUCAUGUUCAUCAUUUUUUUACCAGUACAAUCGUAUCUAUUCUCCAAUUUCUUUUGGGAAGAAAUAUGAUCCCAAUGGUGAUUAUAUCAGGCAUUUCCUUCCCAUAUUGAAAGAUAUGCCCAAGGAGUAUAUUUACGAGCCGUGGACAGCUCCGUUAAGCAUCCAAACCAAAGCAAAGUGCAUUAUUGGAAAAGACUAUCCUAAACCAGGAUCAUGUCCCACGUCCAUGAUGCUUCAGGAAUGGAUAAGUUUGUUCCCACACAAAGUGGACUUUCUAUUGACCUGGUCCACUCACUGCUCGGACUAGUAUGUCCGAACUACAGAAGAGCACAAUCUCAAGUUGGUCAACUAGCUUAGAAAUUUUGCCAUGUGUCUUUCUUGGUCAACGAAAGCAGUGUGGUCCUCUUGCUCAGAUGUUACCUCCCACAAACUGCCUCCAACUCCAACUUAACUUGGGCUCAUUGUGAGAGAAGUUUCGAGUUUAUUGCCUUUUGUUGGCUGGGCAACUCUAAAUUAGCCAAUCUGAGGUAUCAUUUCUACCUUGGUGAUGCAUCCAAGAUCUUUCUCGUCACACCGAGCAUCUUGAGCUUUAUAGAUGCUUAUUAUACUGUUUGAGGAAGUGACGGUUGGACUAGGUUAAUGGAAAGCCCACUUUACCUGGAAACGCACUUAUCCGUUAUAAGUAGAGGUAAUGGAGGAAGUGCCAAAUAUCUCUCAACAGAUUGCAAACGUUCAGUGAAGGGUCAGUUAUAGGUAGAGGUAAAUACACCAAGUCAAGCACACAACAUCCAUCACUUAGAAUCUAUUACUCUUUGGUGUUCUUGAGCGAUCUUUACUGACUUAAGCAUCAAAGUGUCCCCUGGAUGACCACUUUGGAUUGUCCAUUCUUUGGUGUCCUGAGGCAAUCAAACAAAGUGUUCGUGCUCUGCGGCUGCCAUCAUCUGAGUGUGGUAAGUUUUUCCGCACAACAAAAAUAAUAUUUUAUUGUCUAGUCUAACCAAAAUUCUUCGAGCUGCCACUCCUUGUAUGUCAACCUGGAUUUCUGAGAAAACAAUGUCGGAAGCUGCGGUCACUUCUCAUUUAGUAGCUUAUACAUUUGUGCAUUACAUCUUUCUAAUAAGGCCAGUUGAAAACAUCUUAGGACAUGUUUGAUGGCUCCAUUGCAUUUUAUACCGUAUAUUAGCUUUUGAAGGGACAUGUUGGUCAUUGAGAACACUAAAAUAGCUUCAUUGCAAUUGCGGACUAGUAGAGUCGGUUCUUCUUUAGUUAGACUUCUAUUCAAUCUUUUGCCUUCGUUUUUCAAGAAAGUUGCAAUUGAAGUAAUUCCAGAAAAUGGUUGUAGUUGGAGUAUUCAAGUUGCUUGAA